Messenger RNA from Pezoporus flaviventris, 6280 nucleotides. RefSeq names its product protein O-glucosyltransferase 3 (gene POGLUT3). NCBI's taxonomy places the organism in Eukaryota, Metazoa, Chordata, Aves, Psittaciformes, Psittacidae. The transcript has 8 exons. The coding region runs from base 2138 to 3361 and encodes 407 amino acids. The record is from RefSeq and is a predicted model, not a curated record. Gene Ontology annotation, cellular component: endomembrane system. Gene Ontology annotation, molecular function: protein binding; glucosyltransferase activity.
CUGUGCUGGAUUGCAGCACCAAGUCAGUACUAAUGACAUGUACUGAAGAAUGCAACUGCAUCCUGCCGGUGAAGUGUGGGCUGAUUUCAGCCACAUGGGGAGAGCCUUGGGUUCAAACAAAAGGCUGCUAAAGGUAAAAAGGUGUGAAGCUCAGCUGGAUUCUUGUGCUAGUUUAAAUUCUCCAAGAUGAGCUUGAUAGGAGGCGGGUACUGAGAACCUACCUUUGACCUCAGUAUGUUCAUGUUAGUAUAAGUUCAGUGUCUUCAGAAUGUUUCCGGCUCCUGAUGCCAUCUGGCAAGGAGUGGUCUCCAUUCACACCAUGACAUUCUUUAGGCUCCACUCCGAGGCAGUGCAUGCAUGCUGCCAAAAAGAGCUGCUGGCUUGGCCCAUGCUAACUGCUGAGACAUGCCAGGAAUUAUUUAGGAGCCAAGGAUCCUUUAACAAUAUAAUGGUACAGUUGAUCAUAUUCCAUCACAUGUGCACUGUUUAAUGUACUCAUACAGACAUGGGCUGUAAAUUUCAUUUGAAAUGUUUAAAAUUCUAUUUGUAAACUGUCAGUAGGAGCUGCAGUUAGUAGUAUUUGUUAGGGCACUUCUUUCCAUUAUAAACUAAAUACAUCUCAGAAUAUCCUUGCUGGGAUAGUUAAAUAAAUCUGCCUUCUUUGCCUUAGCCUUUACUGGUAAGACCAGCCUUCAGGAAUCCCAGGCCCCUGAAACCAGAGGGAAAGUCUAGCACAAAGAAGAUUACCCUUGGUGGAGAAGGAACUGGUUGAGGAACCCUUAAAUAUCUGGGCAUGCCCAAGUUGUGUGGUGCCUGAUGGCAUGCACCCAGGAGUGCUCAGGGAGGUGGCUGACAUCAUUGUGAGGCCACUUGUGAUCAUCUCUGUAAGAUCACAGCAAACAGGAGAGGUUCCUGAAGACAGGAAGAAGUCACUUGAAAUUCAUUUUGAACACAAGAAUUCUUUUACUGUGAAGGCAGUCAGACACUGGAGCAGAUUACCCAGAUUAUGGCGUGUCCGUUUGUGGAGGUAUGCUAAAUUUAACAGGACACAGUCCUGGGCAGGCUGUCCUGAGCAAGAGGUUUGGACUAGAUGAUCUUGAGGUCACUUCAAGGUGCAACAAUUCUGUGAUUCUUGUUAUUCUUUGUUUCUCCAUUAUGUUUCUAUUACCAGGUUGCAUGGUACAACACAAUCUUGCACAGAUUGAAGAAGAGCUAGAGGAUAUAUUUAGAAAGAACUUGACUACUCUCUGAAUAGUUCUGGGUAUCUGACUCAUAAACAGUUUUGAAACUGGCUGCAGAAUUCACACUAAUUCAAGGAAGAGAAAGCAAAUGUGGAACUAGAAUUAAUUGAUUCCCAGAAACUACUUUGAUGCCUAUAAUUCUUAUGUUAUCAGACUGAAGUUUUAAAACAUCUUCUCUGUACUAUAGAAUCACAUUUUGGAAAAAGAACCGUUUUAGGAUGCAGAUGAGCCAAUCUGAGUCAGUUCUACUGACACAGAUCCAAGCUGUAGAGAUCCCAAGCUGUGACAGUCUUGAAUUAACUGUAACAUCUCAGUCAUUUAGUGCUGUUGGGACACAUUGGAAUUUUAAUAUCUUGAUUUUUUCUGGAUUUUUUCAGUUUCAUUUCUUUGUGUGUACUGCUUUGUUGUAACAUGCAUUCAUUUGUUUGGUUUGCAAGGCUUAGACUAUAGUAUUUGGUGAAUAACUUUUCCCCUCUUUUUUUGAAGAAUAAAGUUCAUGCUGACCAUUUGUGACCAAAAUAAGGGAGCGUAACAGAUUUAUAUUUAUGCAUAUUCAUGUUGUCUGCAAGGUGUUCCAUGCCCCAUUAAAAUGUCACACUGCAUUAAUGAUCAAAUGUUGGUGAUCUUCAAGCACAGGUCAGACAGAUGUCCAGGGAACAUCUUUAUCUACUAUCAUUCUCUUAUCCCUGCUUUUCAGUAGCUGGGACUUUAAAUUUGCAAGACAGUCAGCUGCAGCCCAAAGGUGAACAAUUUGUAUCUGACUCCCGCAUGCUGCAACUGCCUUUCCACAAGCUGGCAAAACAGAGUUUAAAGUGGUAAUUAAAGCACUUUCUCCAAAAGAAGUCACCAGAAUUUACACUCCUCGGCCUUUGGAUAGAAACGAUGGCACAUUUCUUAUGCGGUAUCGGAUGUAUGGGAGUGUCAGAAAAGGGUUAAAAAUUGAGAUACUUUAUGGUGAUCAGCAUGUAGCACAAUCUCCUUAUAUUUUAAAAGGACCAGUUUAUCAUGAAUAUUGUGACUGUCCUGAAGAGGACCCUGAGAUCUGGCAGAAUGAUAUGUCUUGCCCAUCCCAAGAACCUCAGAUUACAAAGGACUUCACUUCUUUCCCCACCAUUGACCUUCAGCGAAUGCUUAAGGAAAUCCCAACAAAGUUCAGUCAAACAAGAGGUGCUAUUGUUCAUUACACUAUUCUCAAUAAUCGCAUCUACCGUCGCUCCUUAGGGAAGUAUACAGACUUCAAAAUGUUCUCCGAUGAAAUGCUCCUGUCACUGUCAAGAAAGGUUCACCUUCCUGAUGUGGAGUUCUAUCUUAAUGUUGGAGAUUGGCCAGUUGAGUAUCGGAAAGCUAAUGAUACACCUGGUCCUAUACCUGUCAUUUCAUGGUGUGGCUCUUUGGAUUCAAGAGAUAUAGUCCUUCCAACAUAUGAUGUAACCCACUCGACUCUUGAAACCCUACGUGGAGUCACAAAUGAUCUCCUUUCUAUUCAAGGAAAUACAGGCCCAUCCUGGGAAAACAAAACAGAGCAAGCUUUAUUCAGAGGUCGAGACAGCCGAGAAGAACGUCUCAAUCUUGUCAAGUUAUCCAAGGAAAAUCCAGAACUACUAGAUGCUGGAAUAACAGGAUAUUUCUUCUUCAGAGAAAAAGAAAAAGAGCUGGGGAAGGUGCCGCUGAUGGGCUUCUUUGACUUCUUUAAGUACAAAUACCAAGUGAAUGUAGAUGGGACUGUAGCAGCUUACAGGUUUCCAUACCUCUUGCUGGGUGACUGCCUAGUAUUGAAGCAAGAUUCCCAGUACUAUGAACACUUUUAUAUUGGAUUGAAACCUUGGAAACAUUAUGUUCCUAUCAAGAGAAACUUAGAGGACUUGCUGGAGAAAAUAAAAUGGGCUAAGGAAAAUGAUGAAGAAGCGAGAGGAAUUGCUAAAGAAGGACAAUUAAUGGCAAGAGAAUUACUUCAGCCUCACAGGCUUUACUGCUACUAUUACAAAGUGCUCGAGAAAUAUGCCAAACGCCAAGCCAGCAAACCUGAAAUACGGGAUGGAAUGGAACUUGUACCUCAGCCUGAUGACAGAGACUCAGUAUGCAGCUGCCACAGAAAAAAGCCUUUAAGGGAAGAUCUGUAACUGUACCAGAUGAAGAAAAUCACCCACUUACAAUGCAAGAAUUCAAAUAGGAAUUAAGCUGUGAAAUCUAAGACAAUUAUGCACUAGCAAACAUUCUUACUUAUGUAUUCUUCUUGUCUUAACAUACUCUUUUUCACACUGACUCUGCUCUACAAGGUUGGUUCCCACAAUUUUGUAACCUUGACCACCACCAGACAGAUACUGAACCUGUAAUGGGGAGCAUCUAGGGGUUUUGUUUGAUGUACUGCAGCAUCAGGAGGAAGAGCAGAGUGCUGCUUUUGUUCCAGCUGGGACCUAGUUACCAAAGUUUUAUGAAGAACCAGUCAUCCACAAAAGAUCUUCCAUGAGUCAGUGAAGGUUAUUCUAAAGGAGCAUUUGCAACAUACUAAAACAGUGUUAUGAUUUCUUCAUACAGUUUACCUCAGUGUUAGAUUGUUUCUUGUAUACAAAACAAUUUUCUAACUAGACAAAGAAAGUAUUUGAGAUUUACAGAUAUCAAAUCUGUUGUUGUUUUGAGAUUAUUUUGUGGUCUAUGACAGAUGACAGAAUAAAGAACAUGAUAGACUAUUUAUCAAUUUCAGAGGGAAAGGAAGAGGAGGGGGAGAGAUCGGAAUAAUAUUUUAUAAGCACCAUGGCUGUGAAUUACCAAAGUUAAAUGCUGAUUUAAAGCAAACUGUGUAGCUAUAAAAAUCAGAGGGCUUUGAGUGCCAAGACACCACUGUGAAAACCUGUUCUUGCCAGUAACCAUGUCUGUGAAUAUAGGCACAGAUCCACAAAAGGACUUAAGAACUUCAGGUGAGACCAGCUGAAAUACUGGUGCCUUAGUUUAACAAUACAGUCUACAGUAUUCAAGGCUACUUGAAUAUUCCCACACUGGAAUUUGUUAGCAGAAUUGUAGACUGUAGGUUUAACUUCUGUGUAGAGCUAACCAUCUUUUCACUUGGAUUCAUGAGCUACUCUCUCCUGUGCCUGAGUCCCUAGAGGGAUAUUAGCCAUUUUCUGAAUUUAGUUCAUACCUAACCUUAUACUGAAAUCAGACAGUAGAUCAGACUUCAUUGUUUUGGUUCAAACAUGACAGAAAAAAAACUGUGCUGCCUUUUCUAAGAGUCUGAGUGUUAGAGACCAUACUAAGCAAUUGGGAAGUCAACUGUCAUUAUUGGUUUGAUUCAAAGCCUUUUUUCCAGAGUGCCUUAGCUUCAGUCUGGAGGUCUUCAGGUCUUCCACUGAAGUUGUGCAGCCGUGAAGCUAAGGAUACAAAAUUCACAGGACCAGAAGGAGCUGGUCAUACCACUGCAAUAAAGUAUGCCUUUGGGUGUGGGGAAGAGGAAAAAUGCUAGUCCUGGGUGCAGCUCUCAGUACCUCUGCUGAUUUUUACCCAAGGUUCUCCACUUCAGAAUGCAUAAACAGUCCUGUAAGGAGACACCAAUGCCUGUACCAAGACCAAUGCCCACAAGCACCCAUUUUUGUCCUCUGCAUUUUUGGCUUGGCUAAUGUAGCCUGCCUGAGCAGCCUCACACUCAGGUACACUCAGAUAAUGGCUUAGGAAUAGGAUUGUCUUAAGUCUGUGGAGAAUUGUCUUAAGUCUGUGGACUUGUCUAAUUGGUGCACAAAGUCUAGUGCUCUGCACUUCAUGCAGGCUUCAGUCUCGGUUCUACACUGCAAAUUACUCUUACAAAAUACAUGAAACAACAUUUCUGCACUACAACAGGAAGAAAGACUAGAUUUUUCAGUAUGCUAAAUACAGAAAGAACUUCAGGUUUCUGAAGAGGUUCAUGCAGCUCUCCAUCAUUCAUUUAUUACAUUAUGCCAGUUAAGAAAAAACCUGGAACAUGUGGCCCUGCCCAUCAUUCUCUUUGUUCUGGUUCUAACAGUAUAUAUAGUGGUUGUGUUUUUAUUUAGCAUGACAAUCAGUCCUAGAAUUUCAGGCUAUAAAUACAUGUUCAGCUCAUCUGCCAUAAUAUUUUCUAUACCAAAAUUCAGGAACAGGGUUCCAUUGCUGAAGAUGAUACUAAAAACUGAGUAUGUGCUCCUCUUCCCAUCUCUGUAUACAGUAAUUUUUACUGUAUGAUAUAAUCGUAUUUUGUGAUAUUGUCUAUUUUACCAUGUGCCUUUUAUAUUCACCAGUAUUUGUGGAACUGGUGUGCUCCGCAAAGGCAAUUAAGCAGACCAGAUGGUUGACGGCCCGAGGUUUUUUUCCACCUCUCACACAUGUAUUUCAAACCAAAAGUCCAAAAACGAUCUGUUUAUAUUUUUAAAAUGGGAAAGAACAAGGGGAGUCAUGACUCAUACUUUAGAGUUCUUUGGAAAUAUCUGUGUAGGAAAGACUGUCUUGAAACAGAAGUCUUUCAAACUGGAAGAAGAAUCAGUUAAAAUUUAAAUGGUCAUGAAUUCAAAUAAAUGUAAACAUUUUAUCCCUCCUUUCUUCCCUCCUAAGAAGAAAGAAACAACACCUAUUUUAAAUUCUCCUCUGCCAAAAAACCCUCCUUAUUUUUUUAGUAAACAUCACUUCAAAGGAAAGACUAGUUUGUCACAGAAUGUCUUAGAGAUGCUUUUAUAGCUUAGAGGCAAGAAAUAUCCUGAAAAAUACUAAUAUAUGCAUCUUCCUUCCAAAAUUAAAAAACAGUAGAGACACAGUAGAACUUUCAUUAAAAAUGCUUAGUCAUUUGAGAAAACCUGCUUCAAUUUAUAACUACAGAUCUUCCAAAGAUAAAAGGUAAGGCAAAGAAGCCUCUCCUCUUUCCACUGGUGGUACUAUAUGCAAUUUAAAUUAUAAUGAACAGCAAUUGCAACAAUUGCCCCUCCAGGCCAGAAAAAUGUCAGAUCUAUUUUAGUUUGAUGACAGGAUGAUACACUUUAGGCUCGUGUGUUACAGGAAUUGCUAAAUAUUCAGUAAAACCUGUCUGUACAAGUAAAGUGUAA